AUGUGUUGCUCAAGCCGUGGCAACCCCGGUUCGGCGGUGGCCAUCAUCGUUCUACUGACGUUUGCCAUCGAUCGAAGCCGUGGCAGUGUCGCACCUCAUCCAGCUACCAUAAGUGUGAGCUCGAGCGAAGUAACUGCCGGUAACAUCGCACGGAAUCGUGGCAUAAGCACCAGCGAUAGCAGCAACUAUACCGAUCGACCACAACGGGCGGCAACGGCUAGCGAUGGGACGACUCCUUCGGUGGACUCACCGCUAGAUGGCGCACCGGGUGCGAAGGACCGCAAGGAUGCGUCUGAUCCGGGUGCCCCACCUGAGGGACAGAUUCCGCUGGAACGGUUGCCUUCGAACACGCUGCUGAAGUACACCGCGUACAAGGACGUCUCGAUACUGCACUUUCGCAUCCCGACCGACACAAGGACGGCCUACUUUAGCUUUAAGGCGUACGAGGAAUCCAAAGGUGCCUUCCAGCGCAACUGCAAGCCAAAUGACAUCACGUUGCACCUUAAGGCGGGCAGCUAUCCGGUUAUCAGCCCGGAAAAUAUCACCUUUCCGAAGCACUUUCUCGACGCGGACGAACGGUUCGAGAUCCACAGUCUGCAGUUCAAAUCGGACAGCACGACGCGCCGGCUCAGCAUCGAAGGACCACAUCCUGGCAACUGGUUUGCCGUGGCGUUCAUCAGCUGGACCGAUCCGAACAACGAGCGGAUCGAGCAGCAAGGACUCGCGGCAUCCUGCGAAACGUCACUGAUGUCCGAAAUGGCCGUCGUGAGCGCUCAACCAGUGAUGCUAAACGUGGACGUGCGCCACGAAGGACUGCUGACGGCUGGUGGGCAGGAUGAACCGCGCACCUUCAAGUUCUUCGUCCCGAGCAACGUGUCCAUCGUCACGUGGCGGUUCUACAUCACGCAUGCUUGUACGAACUGCACCGAUGUGAGCUUUCACGUGCAGGCUAGUGCAUUGCCGACGGCAAGGAACUACCUGCAGAACGCCAUCAUCUGCUCGAACCAAACCGGAGAUGUCAGUAUCGACUUCUACCCGCACGAGGCCAUGUGGCACUACGUGGACAUGGAGUUCCUGCGUGAGAACGUACCGUCGGGUGUCGUUGCUGGGGGAAUAGUAGCCGUUGGUGGUAACCAUGGUAACGAGACGACGAACAGAACGGAAGACAAGAUCCGGACGGCCUCCGAGAAGGUAGAUCCUGACACGACACUAAUGUACGCCGUGGAGCUUGUGUUCCAUGGUCCUGAUGCUGCAGCUUCUGCCAGCCCGGAACAAACUCCCGGAAGUUCCACAUACGAGCAGUUUGAGGCUGGCGUUUCUGAGACAACCCCAGACACGUUCGACGGAAGUGGUGAUGCUCUGGCGAUGGAUAGCAAGGUUCUGCCGAACCGCACCUUCGAUCGGUACCCGGUGUUACGCCAAACGUACCGUGAGUUCUUCAUGUUCGACUACGAUCUGCUGCCGGACGUGAAUGGGACGGUACCGGUGACACUUAACCUCACGGCUGGUGUACCCGCUCUGAUGCGAUUCGAUGUGAAUGACGUGUACGACAUCGGUGGAACGCUUAGCUUCGCAGUCGCGAUGCGUCAGGAUCUGAAAGGAAGUUUGAUAGAUGCACGGCACGAUUCCACCAACGAACACGCGGCCGUUGUCGCGGAAAAGCUAGUUGAUGUGCAGGAGGAGUUUGUGCCCGAACUUCCGGCGGCGAUGACUUCGACCACUACAACCACAACCACCACUACGACGACGACAACGACAACUCCGGGAACUCCAACGAAGGCACCACGUGCAGGAGCAACUCCAGCCAAAGCCAACCAGACGGUGAUCGUGUGUCUGAGACUCGAGGAACCUGGCAUUCCGACGUGGCCAGAUAAGUGUGUUUACGGGCGACAUAUCUACCCAGCUGCGAUCGUGAUCAACAACACGGAUGCGGACACAAACACGGGCCUAGUGCAUGUUCCGUUCCCCGAGCCUGGCAGCUGGUUCGUCACGCUAGGACUCUUCUGCCAUGGUUCUGACGCAACCGCACGCACAACGAUCAUCGACAGUGUGAAGGAGUUCGUGCGAACGUACCGUACCGCACUGGAGGCGAUGCGACCGCCGUGUUCCUGUACGGAUCGGCUCGAGUUCUACCGCAAGUGUCUGUCAGACGAUGGCUGUUUGGCUGGGCUUAACGAAACCGAGACCCUGAAGGUGAAGGAGUGCAUUAUGGACGCGAAAUGUACCGGUGGUCGAUCGGACGAGAUGGCGCGUAAAUUUGAGCAACAUCACAAGUACGCUACGGAGCAGAGUGUCCAGGGUGGCGUUGCUGAUGCGACCUGUAACUCGAGCGUGGUGUUCACGAUCUCCUCGAGCCCGUGUGUGGCUGGCAGAUGUGGAAGGUUUGGUCGAUGUUAUCACUACAUGUCGGGUGGGUUCGUGUUCUCGACCUGCCUGUGCUUGAGGAACUACCGUGGGUGGGAUUGUACCGAGGACUCGCAGGUACCCUCAAGCGCGUCCAUUCUGCUGGCAUCGUUGAUGUUGACACUCUCCAAUCUGCUGUUCCUGCCAAGCAUCUACUUUGCGGUUCGUCGUGGCUACCACAGUGAAGCCGUCAUCUAUUUCUUCGCGAUGUUCUUCUCGGCGUUCUAUCACGCGUGCGAUUCGGGUGAGGAGGAGUUCAGCUUCUGUCUGGUGAAGAUCGGUGUGCUGCAGUUCUGUGACUUCUACUGUGGGUUGCUCGCGAUCUGGGUGACGUUGAUCGCGAUGGCCAACAUCCGGCACCAGUUUGUGUCGCUGUUGCACAUGCUCGGUGCGAUUCUGCUCGCGUUCGGUACCGAGCUGAACAAGCAGUCGUUGUGGGUGUUCCUGGCACCGGCUCUCACCGGAAUUUGUCUGAUCACCGUCAGCUGGGGGUUGAGGUGUCGUAAGACGAAACGGUGCUUCCCGGCGCGUAGCUAUCUGGCGCUGUACCUGCCCGUCGGGAGUGUCCUUGUUAUGGUGGGGUUGGUGUGCUUCGCGUUCCUGCAGACCAAACAGAACUACCACAUUGUGCACUCGAUCUGGCACAUGGUGAUGGCGCUGAGCAUCUUGUGCCUGUUGCCGGAUCGCAAGACGUUCCAGCCAAAGUGCUAG
Molecule: messenger RNA, 3114 nt
Organism: Anopheles nili
Lineage: Eukaryota; Metazoa; Arthropoda; Insecta; Diptera; Culicidae
Exons: 4
Coding region: 1-3114 (1037 amino acids)
Cellular component (GO): plasma membrane
Source: RefSeq, a predicted model, not a curated record